Gadus chalcogrammus (walleye pollock) is the source of this 2812-nucleotide messenger RNA. Its product is annotated as ADP-ribosylation factor-like protein 8A. The record is from RefSeq and is a predicted model, not a curated record. Lineage: Eukaryota; Metazoa; Chordata; Actinopteri; Gadiformes; Gadidae. The transcript has 7 exons. Gene Ontology annotation, molecular function: GTPase activity; GTP binding. The coding region runs from base 323 to 886 and encodes 187 amino acids. Gene Ontology annotation, cellular component: lysosomal membrane. Gene Ontology annotation, biological process: anterograde axonal transport; protein transport.
UCCCAAACCAAACCCCACCCAGCAGGAAGGACGGCGCACAGCUGACACCUAAGGCGUCAACAGAAAACCCAAAUACUAGUAAAUACUGUUGAAGUACUACUGACUACUACUGUGUGCUAUCGCAUACUCCUGCUGCUCCCCCGGGCCAGAAGACCGCCGCUCCCCGCCGGAUCCAGCCCGCUGCCCGCUGACUGUCCGGCUGUCACCGUGACAGCUCCCAGCCCUCCGCUGCACCUAGCCUAGCUACCUAGCCUUCUAGCCUAGCCACCUUGCUACCUAGCCUAGCCACUUAGCCGCUAGCUCCGCAUCAUCCGGCCCAGAGAUGAUCGCGCUGAUCAACAAGCUGCUGGACUGGUUCAAGGCGCUGUUCUGGAAGGAGGAGAUGGAGCUGACCCUCGUGGGCCUGCAGUACUCCGGGAAGACCACCUUCGUCAACGUGAUCGCGUCUGGUCAGUUCAGUGAAGACAUGAUUCCCACCGUGGGCUUCAACAUGAGGAAGAUCACCAAGGGCAACGUGACCAUAAAGCUGUGGGAUAUCGGAGGUCAGCCCCGCUUCAGGAGCAUGUGGGAGCGCUACUGUCGUGGUGUCAGUGCUAUCGUCUACAUGGUGGACGCUGCGGACCCAGAGAAGAUCGAAGCGUCCAAGAACGAGCUCCACAACCUGCUGGACAAACCCCAGCUCCAGGGCAUCCCUGUUCUGGUUCUGGGUAAUAAGAGAGACCUUCAGGGAGCUUUGGAUGAGAAGGAGCUCAUCGAGAGGAUGAACCUGUCAGCCAUUCAGGACCGGGAGAUCUGCUGUUACUCCAUCUCCUGCAAGGAGAAAGACAACAUCGACAUCACUCUCCAGUGGCUGAUCCAACAUUCUAGAACCAAGAGGAGUUCCUGAAAUAGCCACGCCCACCUGAGUGACCAACAUAGCCACGCCCCUCUCCCUCCCACACACACACACACACAUUGACCACUCUGUCUGCUUCUACCGCCUAACUCCACCUCUCUCCCCCCACCCACCCCUCCUCUGCUCUGUCCCUCCACCCGUCCCCCAGUCCUCCGUCUGUCUGUCUGUCCGUCCCCCCCAUGAGGAUGAGGGCGGUGUUAAAUCUUUUUAUUGCACUGUUGGUUUUGUUUUGUAAGAUAAUGAUGAUGAUGAUAAUAAUAAUAAUGUUAAUAACCUUCAUAUUGUGAGAUCAUGUGCUCUCUCCAGAUUUAAGGAAGUGGUACUUUAACUGGAAAAUAUUUCUCAUUCUGUUUAUAUUUCUGUAAUAAGCUUUAUUUCUUAUGCUUUUUUAUUGUUUUUUUUUUAUUGUUUUACCAUGAAAGACAACUCUGGACUAUAUAUCCCAGAAUUCAGUGUUUUCUAGUUUGAGUUGUUAGCUGAUUGGACCAGGUGGGUCAUGUGAUUUGAGUCCAGGGCUUCUCCGCAGAGUUAAACUUAAGACCUGAUGGUUGCCCAGCAUUGCCCAGCCGUGCUAGCACCCGCUCAACUCCAUUGCCUUAGCAUUCAGCUAGCUAGUGAGCUAGCCCCCUGCUACAGCCAUCACAGGAUUGUUUGGCUUUUAGCGUUACACUUUAUUUAAGUUAUGCGUGUAAUUAUUAUCCCAGAUUAUCGCCACAGCUUCAUACAAGGCCCUGUUUAUAGUCCUCAUACUUUAAGAGAUGGAAACCAUACCAGUCUGGACUGGUCACAAACCGGUAUUUAUUAGUCACAAACCGGUCUGGACUGGUCACAAACCGAUCUUUAUUAGUCAUACACCGGUCUGGACUGGCCACAAACCGGUUUUUAUUGGUCACAUACCGGUCUGUACUGGUUACAAGCCGGUCUGUACUGGUUUAACUGUAGGUCUUCACCAUUCUCCACUGAUCCAGACCAGUCUGUCUGUACUGGUCUGAAACAGUAUAUUGGUGCCAUCUGGUGACCCAGCAUGGAGCGUCUGAUCUGCUCUUCAGCUUGAUGUCUAUUGGUCGAUUGGUUAUUAGUGAUCUCCAAUCACUGAAAAGAAGCGGAGUCCAACAGGAAGAGGUCCAGGAGAGCUUCUCUUGGUCCAACAAAGGGUGAAGAGCCGUUGUACCGUCAGUACUCUGUCUUGGCAGGGUUUUGGCUUCGCUCUCUGGCGUGAACUGGCUUCUGCUGGUUUCAGCUAGAUUGUACUGCUUGGUGGUUUUGACUGUUCUGUACUGGAGUGUGGUUGUUGGACUGGUCUGGAGGAGCCUGUGUCUUGCGUUUAGUUUAGUUUGCAUGCUGAUGGAAGAGGUGUUGAAGUAAAGGUUUAAAAUGUUCAAAUUAUUUCAACCUGCAGUAGUACCACGGUGGUACUACAGAACUACAACAUGCAGUUCUAGUGGGUCUGUGGACAGCGAUUUUAAGCAGCACGUUGUGAAGGAAGUGUAACGGAUGUUUUACUACUCCAGAUCAUCAUGUGAUUCACUGACCAAUGAUCUGCCCUCAACCAGUCUCCAGACCCGCCCCCUCCUAGACGGCCAAUCGUAUCAGGUUCCAUCUUGUCGGCCUGGAUUCUAAUAGAAUGACAUCACGUGCCCUCUAUUUCGUGCACCAAUUGUGCUGGACUAGGGGCAUCCAUUUGAGCAGGGGGCGGGGCCUAUUGGAAUGCCACCCUGAAAUUGGUCCGGACACUAAUGACGUCACCAAUGAUAAUUAAAGGCAGAGGACUGGUUCAGGGCGGUGUGGGCGGCCUCAUGGCUCAGAGCCACAGCCGGUUUCAGCCCGUUUGUACAUGAUUGUUUUGAUUCAGUUAAUGUGUUUUAAUAGAAACAUGCUUGUCUAUGAUACUAAUAAAUAUGAUGAAGAACAUGUGAU